AGAGAGAGAGAAAACGAGAGAGAGAGAGAGAAACGAGAGAGAGAGAGAGAAGGAGAAGACACGAAGCCUCCUCUGCGUGGAGAUGAGAGACUCUUUCGGCGGACACUGAGCAGUCGGAUCUCUCUCGGUGCCAAGAUGUAUUUCGGUAACGUGUGCCCCAGCGCCCUGCCGCCGCCGCUGGCUCGCCCCACGCCGGGCCGAACGCAGCCCUCCCCCGACCCCAAGGCCCUCCUCCCCUUCCACCUGCUGCCUGGAUUCACCGACAUGGAUCACAUCCGUAAAGCUCUGAUCGGCCCGGCCUUCGCUCUGAGUUCGCCCCUGAAGAGGAAGCCCAGCUCCUGCGGAGUGUGUCGAGUGCGAUUCAACUCCGAGGCACAGGCGUCGUCCCACUACAGCGGCACGAAGCACGCCAAGAGGCUCAAGGCUCUGGACACCCCGGAUUCAAAGAUCAGGACCUCUGAACCGGUCACCAAGGAAACCACAUCGCAGAUCCUCCCGUCACAUUGUUCGCAGCCCUGCGGCUCCGACGCAACACCGGGAGAACCGUUAGCCUCAAGCCCUACCUCAGAGACGGCGCCGGCGGGCAGCAGCCUCACCGAAACUGUGAACGCCACGCCUGACCCGUCCUUGUCGCCCAGUCAUGCGACGGCAGAGAGGGAGACGCUAAAAGAUGGAGAGGGGGACGCUCCCGAAGAGGAGACGGAGGAAGAGAAAGCGAUGCGUCUUCUUUACUGCUCCCUCUGCAAGGUGGCCGUGAACUCGGCCUCCCAGCUGCAGGCGCACAAUAGUGGCACCAAGCACAAGACCAUGCUGGAGGCCAGAAGUGGCGACGGAGCCAUCAAGUCUUUCCCCAGAGCCGGGGUCAAAGCCAGGCUGGUUCCACCGUCCGAAUCGUCAACCGGACUCCAGAACAAAACUUUCCACUGUGAGAUCUGCGACGUGCACGUCAAUUCUGAAACCCAGCUCAAGCAGCACAUCAGCAGCAGGAGACACAAGGACAGAGCAGCAGGUAAACCGGCGAAGCCGAAGUUUAGCCCCUACACUCCCACCCAGCGGCACCAGAGUUUCCAGGCGAUAAGGCUGACUUUGCGGAAGAGCCAGGACCUGACCAAACCUCUGGCGUCGAGCCUCCUACAGCGACAGCUCUCUGCGGCGGCGGCGGCGGCGGCGGCCAUGGUGUCGAUGCCCCCCUUCCCCCUGCAGCCCGCCUCAAACUCCAGCCCCGCCCUGUUCCACAGCCAGCCCCUCCCCCAGGCGCUGCUCCACCCCGCGCCCGGACCCAUCUGCUCGGCACACACCUCAGUGUUGUUUACCCCCUACUGACUCGGUCGGUCCUGGAACACGGAUAAACGCAGACCCGAGGCUCCGAACGGGAUGUGAUAGACAACGGCGGCGGCGGCGCUCCCCGGGCCCCACGCGCCGACAGAAAACCAAUGGCGUCGCAGGGCAGCAGCGAGGACUGUUUGCUGUUUGGUGGAGCUGAAAACAUUACGCAGAUCUGGAGGGAGGAAUUAGAAGGCAGCAAAUCAGAAAAA
This is a messenger RNA of Salarias fasciatus (jewelled blenny), 1535 nucleotides long. RefSeq names its product zinc finger protein 385D-like. The coding region runs from base 136 to 1323 and encodes 395 amino acids. Gene Ontology annotation, molecular function: nucleic acid binding; zinc ion binding. NCBI's taxonomy places the organism in Eukaryota, Metazoa, Chordata, Actinopteri, Blenniiformes, Blenniidae. The record is from RefSeq and is a predicted model, not a curated record. The transcript has 8 exons. Gene Ontology annotation, cellular component: nucleus.